UUCCUCGCCCGAUCCUCCUCGAUCGCUCGUCUCAACAGUUCAGCAUCCAGGCUGCGCCGCUUCUCGCAGCUCGUCGGUAUCUGGCGCAGUCGGACCAAGGCGAUCUGGCACGCCCGCUCUACAGAACUAUGCGCCUGCCGGGAAGACGACGAAAAGUUGGGCAAUUUUGGAGCGGUGUGA
Protopolystoma xenopodis is the source of this 180-nucleotide messenger RNA. The record is from the annotation of a GenBank genome assembly. NCBI's taxonomy places the organism in Eukaryota, Metazoa, Platyhelminthes, Monogenea, Polystomatidea, Polystomatidae.